Molecule: messenger RNA, 2166 nt
Organism: Sinocyclocheilus rhinocerous
Lineage: Eukaryota; Metazoa; Chordata; Actinopteri; Cypriniformes; Cyprinidae
Gene: dcaf7
Product: ddb1 and cul4 associated factor 7
Exons: 7
Coding region: 383-1414 (343 amino acids)
Molecular function (GO): protein binding
Source: RefSeq, a predicted model, not a curated record
UUUUAUUUUGAAACACGCACAUCCUCCUCAGACCAAAUGCGCCGUUGAGCGGUCGGGCCUAUUUGGGGCUUUCUAAAGUUAGAAUUAAAACCGUUGGGACUAAGCAAAAACAUGGGCCUUUAGCUACACACAGUCUUGAGUAUUAGAUGGUGAUCUGUGCGCUUCACUAAGCAGGAUUUGUGUCGUCGCAGAGCGCAGCUCGUCGUUUUCGCGGCCGUUGCGGAGGGGAUUGUUAUGACAUUAUUCUCUUUGUCUCGCGCUGCACAAACACAAGACCAUCUUUCUCGCUGAAAGAGCCUUUUUCAGCCAUCGCUGCAAAUCUAGGUAUUGUUAACGACCCAAUUCUAACUUAUUCUCACCGGUCCGAUCGAGGGAUUGAAUCAUGUCGUUGCACGGUAAACGAAAAGAGAUCUACAAGUACGAGGCGCCAUGGACCGUCUAUGCCAUGAACUGGAGCGUCAGACCCGACAAGCGCUUUCGCCUGGCGCUCGGCAGCUUCGUUGAGGAAUAUAACAACAAGGUCCAGCUGGUGGGUCUCGAGGAGGAGAGCUCAGAGUUUGUAUGCAGGAACACCUUCGAUCAUCCGUACCCAACCACCAAGAUCAUGUGGAUCCCCGACACCAAGGGCGUCUAUCCAGACCUGCUGGCCACCAGUGGAGACUAUCUGCGCAUUUGGAGGGUGAAUGACACCGAGACCCGUCUGGAGUGUCUCCUGAAUAAUAACAAGAACUCUGAUUUCUGUGCACCUCUGACAUCUUUUGACUGGAAUGAAGUGGAUCCGAAUCUUCUGGGCACUUCUAGUAUUGAUACCACCUGUACGAUCUGGGGUUUAGAGACAGGACAGGUCCUAGGAAGGGUCAACCUGGUGUCAGGCCAUGUCAAAACACAGCUAAUUGCUCACGACAAGGAGGUGUAUGACAUCGCAUUCAGCCGUGCGGGUGGAGGUCGCGAUAUGUUUGCGUCUGUGGGAGCAGACGGAUCCGUGCGCAUGUUUGAUCUGCGACACCUGGAGCACAGCACCAUCAUCUAUGAGGACCCUCAACAUCACCCACUGCUGCGCCUGUGCUGGAACAAACAGGACCCCAACUACUUGGCCACUAUGGCCAUGGAUGGCAUGGAGGUGGUGAUUCUGGACGUGCGUGUGCCGUGCACACCUGUGGCUCGUCUCAAUAAUCAUCGUGCCUGUGUGAACGGCAUCGCAUGGGCGCCCCACUCCUCCUGUCACAUAUGUACAGCAGUAGCGGACGAUCACCAGGCUCUGAUCUGGGACAUCCAGCAGAUGCCGCGGGCCAUCGAGGACCCCAUCCUGGCCUACACGGCCGAGGGAGAGAUCAAUAACGUGCAGUGGGCCUCCACUCAGCCCGACUGGAUUGCCAUUUGCUACAACAACUGUCUGGAGAUCCUGCGGGUGUAGAGCCGAGGCUUAAAGCGCCUCUGUGCUUCCUGCGGGCAGCAUUGCUGGAAGCGAGUCUUUCAUGCAGCAGAGACUUGUUUUCUAAAGUUCCUGAGGUCUGGGGGUUUCAAGCGGGAAACUGUAUGAACGGGCCUAUGGGAAUAACAGUCUGAACAAUGUGUGUGCAACUUUUGUCUGGGAGAAUGAAGCCGUGUGAAUGAGUAUCUGUGUUUCUGUACAAUAUAUUAUAUUUGUCUGUUUUCCUACUUGCCGGUGUCCCAGAGUCCUCAUAAUGGGAUCUUAAACACAACUGUAAUUACUAUGAUUGUAUGGCCAUUUGUGUAGGGAAAGAUACAUGUUUAUUCUGUUUAACCGGUAAAAAACAUUUUUGAAAACUAGGAUCAGAAAGAUGUAAAAUUGCCAACAUGGACAAUACAAAACUACCGUUUUAUUAAGAUGUAAUUACUUACUUCAAAGAUUAACAAUUUUAAAGGUCCUCUGAACUUCAGAUCCAGUUUUUUUCUUUUUCAUUUCUCAUUUCAGGAAGGUGCCAUUUUUUUUGUAUCCCUGGAAAUUGUUAAAUACAGGAUAGUAUGGAGAUAAAAUGCUUGACGUCACUGCAAAACAUUCAUAAUUGUUCCUCAGACACGCUCACGACUCACAAAGCGGUUAGUUGCGCUGUUGAAGUCAAUGUUUGAGUGGGCAAUGUCUUUUCCAUUUAAAGAUGCAUUACUGAGAGUUCCUGUUAUAUUUUUCCCCAUGUUCUUUUUCAU